This is a messenger RNA of Heterotrigona itama, 3610 nucleotides long. Lineage: Eukaryota; Metazoa; Arthropoda; Insecta; Hymenoptera; Apidae. The record is from the annotation of a GenBank genome assembly.
GCCAGUAAAGAGAGCAUCAACGUGUCGUCGAGGAAUGUGUGUCUGAAUAAGAGCUUCAAAAAAAAAAAUGAAAGGUAACGCCGAGAAGCUAAAUAUCAUUUCAAUUUUUUUUUUUGUUUUUUCUUUUCUCCAUUCAUAGUUAAAAACCAUUCACUUCCGAGAGAGAGAUUGGAUUUAUUCGAUUUAUUCUUAUUGUACCUAUCAUCAUCAGGGCGGAUUGAACAAUUCGAUUUCUUAUCUAAAAAAAAUAACAUUAUUAAAUGUUAGAAAACUAAUAUUCCUUCAUGGUUGCCAGGCACGAUUGUCAACAUUCUUCUCGCUAUUUCAAUCGUUUAUACCUACGGCGCCCCUUUUGAUAAACCACAAUGGCUUCCCGCGAUCGACCAGCUGACAGAAAAACGGAACCCAGGGGAGGAAAAUCCACUCGCUCGGCUCGCUAGUUUGAGCAGGGAGAGAGGCGCGUCCAACUCGGAUCAGCCGCAGUGGUGGUUCUCCAAAGACUCGAAACAUCGUGACGUGAAACAAAGCAACAGAAACUACGAGAGAUCUUCCGUCCCCUUGGUUUUACUACAGACAAAAAGCAAGUCGGAUCGUUCCGGUUCCGAGGAUAACAAAGUGAUUCCUCACAGAAGAAAGCACGCCGAGAAAAAGGAUUCCGAGGAGGAGAACUCUGACCAGGCGAGUGUUCAUGGAAAAUGGAAUGCGAAUCGUCGCGAGGAAAGUUCGUCCGAAGAAAGCGAUUCCUCCGAAUCGAACUCUCCGGACUCGAGAUCGAAUAACAGACACCAAAAGCGACGUGAACGUAAUUCGAAAGGCGAGUCACGGGAAAACGAUGACGACAAACGUUCAAGCUCGUCGGAGUCUAACGACGAUUCUGGUGAAGACGAGUUCAGGCAGUAUUUGGAGAGUUUAUCAGAGAAAGAAAAGGACUAUAAGGAAAUCAGAUACGUGCUCGAGCAUUAUCAGACGGACGAUUAUUGCAAGAAACUGUACGAAUGGAACAGAGAUAAGUAUCUGAUAUGGAAAAGGAAACUAGAAUUGAAAGAAGAAAUAUUGAGAGGGAAGGCAAAUUUAAAAGAGGAUAAGUUAUUGCUUGUUUGUAACAUACCAGAAAAUAGUGGCCAGCGUGAAAAUCAAAUAAGAAACUGUUUAACAGAUUGUUUGUCCACGAAGAACAAAUUUAACUUUACGAUAAACAUAAUCUUAAUUAAUAGACCGGAAGCUACGACUAUUAACGCAGACAACAGGAAGCACUAAUGCCGAAAAUUCCAAGAACAGUGCGAGUGGAUCAGGAGAUUCGAAUGUUCGAUCUACAACUUUAGGAACCCAGAAGGCAUCUUCUCAAUCAUCUUCACGAACUGAACCUUCUGGAGAAUCAGAAAAUCAAAAAACAACUGAAGCCUCUACUUCUAAAUUUGAAACAGCUGCCAGUGACAGUCCAUCUAGCGAUGGUAAUACUAGUAAUGAAGCAAGCAAUGCUUCAGAUAAAAAUACAGCAUCCAGCAGUGGUGCAAGUGGAUCAACUGAUUCAAAAACUCGUGAAUUUACAACUUCAGGAGCUCAUCAACCAUCUUUCCAAUCAACUUCACACACUGGAUCUUCUGAAUCAUCAAGUGACAAUGAAGGACCAAUUGAUUCAAGAGCUAGUGAAUCUACUACUUUAGAAGCUCAACAGACAACUUCUCAAUCAGCUUUACAGACCGGAGCUUCUCAAUCAUCAAGUGACAAUGAAAGAUCAACUAGUCCAGAAGCUACUUCACAAACUGGAGCUUCUGAAGCAUCAAGUAAUACUGAAGGAUCAACUGAUUCAGAAGGUAAUGAAUCUACUACCUUAGAAACUCAACAAACAACUUCUCAAUCAGCUUCACAGACUGGAGCUUCUGAAGAAUCAAAUAAUACUGAAGAAUCAACUGAUUCAGAAUCUACUACUUCAAGAGCUCAACAAACAUCUUCCCAAUCAACUUUGCAGACUGAAGCUUCUGAAGCAUCAAGUAAUACUGAAGGAUCAACUGAUUCAGAAGGUAAUGAAUCUACUACCUUAGAAACUCAACAAACAACUUCUCAAUCAACUUCAGAAAUUGAAGUUGUUGAAACAUCAAACAGUAAUGAAGAAUCCACUACCAGUGGUAGUUCAAGUAUUAAUCAAUCGACAACAUCAGAAGAAGAUAAUGAAGAAGCAGCUUCUCAAACAAAAAAUUCUCAAAUAACACAAGAACAACAGACGAUUGAAUCAUCAGUUGAUGUUGGCAGCGUUACACCUGAAACAGGCAGUGCUGUGAAUAGUAAUGAAACAUCCGCAAAUAAUAAGCAAACAGAUGCUAAUACUAGUGAAUCCAGCACAUUGGAAACUGAAGAAAUACAAAGAUCUACUGCUCCAAGCAUAGAUUCUUCCGUCAGAGGAGAAAGACAGACAUCAUCGUUAGAAAUUUCAAGUACAAAACCAGAAUCUACCUCUACCGAUAGUAAUGUUCCGAGCAAUGAAAAUGACAGUGAUAGAUUUACUGGUAACGCAAAUACACAGACAGAUUCAAACGAUUCAAAUGAAACUUCAACAUUGGAAAGCGAAGGGACGACAUCAUCUGCUUGCCAAACAGAAAAUUCCGAAGCAGGACAGACAACUGCUUCUAGUGACAAUAGUACCAGUGCUUCGAGUAGCGUAGAUGUUACAAAUAUUGAUAGAAAAUCGACUAGCAAUGAACAAGACGAUUAUAGCGUCAGCGAUAUUACAGCGGAUGGCGAGCAAACAACAGCCUCUUCAUCGCAAACUGAAAGCUCUACUGUCACGGAUGAACCGCAGGUGACUGAGACGUCGAGUCAGGAAUCGGAAGUAAGUACCAGCAGUUCCGAUGAGCAAACGGAACCAAAUGCCAGUGAAUCUUCAACGUCAAAUACACAAGCAACUUCUGUUCCUCAAACUAGAAAUUUUAGCGGAACGGGAACGGAACGAUCGACUGAAACAACACCAAGCUCGACAACUCCCACUGUUGAUACAUUGAAUAUUACGAUUAUUAUUAACGAUGAUAAUGGAACAACAGGUUCUAAUGCUGACGAAUCAACAAUAGGAUCAACUGUAGGAGAAGAAAGUGGUGUCUCUACUGAUUUAGAACUUACAACUGAAGAGCCAUCUUCAGAACCAGAAGCAACAGUAACCGAUGCAUCGACUACUCUAAGCAAUGAAGAGACUUCCACCGACGAGUUUACCUCUGCAUCUGAAGCAGAAGGAUCGAGUGGAACAUCGGACACAGGGGAAUCGGAACAAGCUUCCGCAUCGAGUAGCAGUACUUUGCGAAAUGACGAAACAUCUACGAGUACCAGCGAGACAGAUCCAAGUACUGACGAACCUACAACUUUGAAAGAUACUGAAACAGAAUCAUCCAUCACUGAAGAAGCAAACACAACGGAAGCGGCACAAAAGAUUGGACUACAAAUCGUUGUUACCGAUGCCGACGGCACUGUGUCGACUUACUUCAUCGAACUUGAUAAUAUUAACGCGGACAAUAUCUUGAACAUUAUUAAUGGCAAUAGACAAGCGGAGCCAAGUAUCAAUGAGCCUAUCACCGUGGGAAACGUCGAUGUGUAUAAUACUGUCACUUCAGAAGCAGUUGCAUGA